AUGGCGCUCGUCGCCUCUGCUGCGGCAGGUCCUCUGAAGCAACGGGCGACUUGUCCUAGCAUCCACGUCUUUGGUGCUCGUGAGACAACGGCCUCGGCUGGUUAUGGAUCCUCAAUCACCGUUGUGGAUGACAUCCUGAAUGGUUAUUCUGGCUCUACAGCAGAAGCUAUCAAUUACCCAGCAUGCGGAGGUCAAUCUUCUUGCGGAGGCGACAGUUACUCCCAAUCGGUGGCAGCCGGUGUCUCUGCAGCUGUCACUGCUGUGAACAACUAUGCCGCAGAAUGUCCUAGUACUCAACUAGUUCUUGUGGGCUAUUCUCAGGGCUCAGAGAUCUUCGAUGUUGCGCUUUGUGGAGGAGGAGAUCCAAACCAAGGCAUCACGAACACAGCUGUACUGUUCAGCUCUGCAGCUCUCGCCAAUAUCAAAGCUGCCAUUUUCAUGGGCGACCCACUGUAUCACUAUGGCUUGUCGUAUGACGUUGGUACUUGUACUGCUGGUGGUUUUGAUGCUCGUCCAUCUGGCUUCACAUGCUCAAGUGCAGCGAAAAUCCAAUCUUAUUGCGACGCUACAGAUCCCUACUGUUGCAAUGGCAGUGAUGCUGCUACGCACGAAGGGUAUGGUGCUGAGUACGGGAGUGCAGCUUAUUCUUUUGUCAAGUCUAAGCUUACAGAUCUUGGGAAAUAG
Messenger RNA from Mollisia scopiformis, 684 nucleotides. Its product is annotated as Acetylxylan esterase At 0.90 angstrom resolution. The record is from RefSeq and is a predicted model, not a curated record. Bases 1 to 684 code for a protein of 227 amino acids. Lineage: Eukaryota; Fungi; Ascomycota; Leotiomycetes; Helotiales; Mollisiaceae. The transcript is spliced from 4 exons. Gene Ontology annotation, molecular function: hydrolase activity.